AUGUACUAUAAUGUUCACGAGGUGGAAGUUGUUCACUGUGACAAAUGUGAGUUUUCUACGAACACCAAGGACAAGUUGAAAGUACACAUGAGAAGAGUACAUCUAAACACGACAAAAACAUGUCCGGUUUGUCAGAAGCAGGUCCGAAUGUUGAAACGACACUGGGAGAACACUAAGUGUGGGGAUACUCCGACUGAUGGAGAGCUUCUAGCUACCCGACUGCUCUCAAUGGUGACUAGAUACUGCUCAGGAGCAGCUCCUCACUUUCCUAUGAAAAAGGUUCUCUUGCUUUUAUGGAAGACAAUAUUAACUACUCUGGGUGGAAGAGAGGAAUUAGCGAACCUCAAAAAUAAAUAUAGAGAAUUAGCAGGUAUUCCACCCAUCAAGGAAGAUACAGUUACUGUAAGUCAGACAAUGCGGGCAGCUAGUCCGCCAGCCACAGGGGUAGAGCUUAUUGAGUCUGGUAGGCGGAGGAGAGGAAUGUUGGGGCGGAUGGCGAAACAGAACUCAUUGGACGAUAUGGGAAUAGAUCUAGAUGAGGAUGGAGAGGAGUAUAAUGAUGAAGAUAGUUGGGUAGAAUCAGGGUUCUCCCAUCCUAUUAUAAUUGUAUUUGUAGAAGAGGAUGGAAAGGAGUAUAAUGAUGAAGAAAGUGGGGUAGAAUCAGGGUUCUCCCCUCCUAUUUUCAUUGUAUUUGUAGAUGAGGAUGGAGAGGAUUAUAAUGAUGAAAAUAGUUGGGUAGAAUCAGGGUUCUCCCCUCCUAUUAUAACUGUAUUUGUAGAUGAGGAUGGAGAGGAGUAUAUUGAUGAAGAUAGUUGGGUAGAAUCAGGGUUCUCCCCUCCUAUUAUAACUGUAUUUGUAGAUGAGGAUGGAGAGGACUAUAUAAAAAUGAAGAUAGUUCGACAAAAGGAUGUAGAGGCAUUUCUUGACGCAUCUAGACAAAAAUUUGUUGGAUACAAACUUCAGGAUGAUGUGAGCUCUUUGGCAGGGCUACCACCUUCAGUACACGAGGGAGUUAAGGUUUUUAAACAGUUUAUGUAUGAGAGCCUAUCAGAGUCUCAGAUAAAAAGAGAAGAAGAAAUUUUUAAGAAUCCGUUUUCCAAACCGGAAGUAGAAAUUGAGCAGACACCAGCGGAAAUACUUUAUCAGGCCAUGUUGCCAAGUCUACCCCAGUAUAUGAUUGCUUUACUCAAGAUAUUGCUAGCCGCAGCUCCUACUAGCAAGGCUAAGACCGACAGUAUAAACAUUAUGACUGAUGUACUUCCUGAAGAGAUGCCUAUGACAGUCAUCCAAUCCCUUAAACUGGGCAUAGAUGUAAACAGGCAUAAGGAGAUAAUUGUGAAAGCUGUUUCUGGAAUUCUUCUUCUUCUUCUUAAACAUUUCAAGAUAAACCACACGUACCAGUUCGAGUUCAUGUCCCAGCACCUGGUGUUCGCCAACUGUAUCCCCCUGGUCCUUAAGUUCUUCAAUCAGAACAUCACGGCCUAUAUACAGUCCAAGAACAACAUUGCUCUUCUAGAUUUUCCUUCAUGUGUAAUAGGGGAGCAACCUGAGUUGACCGCAGAAACUCUUGAAGUAGGAGAUACAUCUCUUUAUUGCUGGAGGAAUAUGUUUUCUUGUAUCAAUCUUCUUAGGGUUCUAAAUAAACUGACUAAAUGGAAGCACUCCAGGAUUAUGAUGUUAGUUGUCUUCAAGUCUGCUCCCAUUCUGAAGAGGACUUUAAAGGUGCGACACGCUAUGCUACAGCUAUAUGUACUAAAACUAUUGAAAAUUCAAACUAAAUAUCUUGGAAGGCAAUGGAGGAAAACAAAUAUGAAAACGAUGAGCGCUAUUUAUACAAAAGUUAGACACAGGUUAAAUGACGACUGGGCUUACGGGAAUGAUGUUGACAGUAGACCUUGGGAUUUCCAGGCAGAAGAAUGCAUUCUCAGGUCCAACGUUGACCGGUUUAAUCAGCGGCGCUAUGACAAGGGCGGAGAGCGGCGUGAGUCGGAUGGAGAUUUUACGCCUGUAGAUAACUGUGUUAACAGUGUACUAGGACAGGAAGUGGAUCUUACUGACGAGUUUAAGGCGAACUAUGAGAGAUGGUUGCACAAGGAGGUCUACAACUCAGAGAUAGACUGGGACGAGUUGUUAAUAUAUACAGGCAUAUAGACAACACGCUGUGACGUCAUCGGGAACUAAAAACUAGAAGUUAUGCUGUACAUACGUUUAUGUACAGUGUGAACUGUGUACACUGUACUCAAUAAUGAUGUCAUUUUGUAUGUAAUGUAUCCUUUAGUUUUGUACUAGAUUGUAAUACCAAAUAUGUAGACGUAUCUAUUUUUUAAGGUUGGAUUUUUAUUCAUUGAUUUCAACUCAUUUCAAUAAUCUUUUGACACUCAUAAAAAUUCGUAUUUGUGCAAGUAUUAUAUGUAAAAUAUAUAACAUUACAUGUCUUCAGA
Molecule: messenger RNA, 2441 nt
Organism: Eurytemora carolleeae
Lineage: Eukaryota; Metazoa; Arthropoda; Copepoda; Calanoida; Temoridae
Gene: Strip
Product: striatin-interacting protein 1-like
Exons: 23
Coding region: 1-2151 (716 amino acids)
Biological process (GO): cytoskeleton organization
Cellular component (GO): cytosol
Source: RefSeq, a predicted model, not a curated record